UCUUGGCAUCGGGAGCUUGGUGACUGUGAUGUUGCCAGGGUGGAGCAGAUGUGCCAGGAGAGAGAGGCCUGUGAAGUGGCUGCCGCUGUGAGGGUUCUGGGACUUGCCUCUGGUAACAACUACAUUCUCCUAACGCUUGAUCAGCAUGAAUUUCAACAGAUGUCUGUAUAAUAUUGGGGAACAGCUGGGCAGUGAAGACCUGGCUGCCCUCAAGUUCCUGAGCCUGGACUACAUUCCACAUAGGAAGCAGGAACCCAUCAAGGAUGCCUUGGUGCUAUUCCAGAGGCUCCAGGAAAAGAGAAUGUUGGAGGAAAGCAACCUGUCCUUCUUGAAGGAGCUGCUUUUCCGAAUGAAUAGACUGGAUCUGCUCACCUACCUGGACACCAGUGUGGAGGAGAUGGAGAGGGAGCUUCAGAUGCCGGGCAGGGCCCAGAUCUCUGCCUAUAGGGUCAUGCUUUUUCAGAUUUCAGAAGAUAUGACCAAACAGGAAUUGAAGGACUUCAAGUUUUUUUUGAGCCAGAAGAUCGCCAAAUAUAAGCUGGAUGAUGACAUGACCUUGCUUGAUAUUUUCAUAGAGAUGGAGAAGAGGGUCAUGCUAGGGGAAAGAUACUUGGACACCCUGAAAAGAAUCUGUGAGCAAAUCAACAAGAGCUUGCUGAAGAAAAUCAACGAUUAUGAAGAACUAAGCAGAGAGCAAGGAAUGAGCCUUGGAAGAGGUCCAGAUGAAUUUUCAAAUGAUGUGUCACAAUUGUUCUUAAGUGGGGGCUCCGUUGAAAUGCUGGCCAUGUCGGACUCUCCAGGAGAAAAGGACAGUGAGUCACAGACAUCGAACACAGUUUACCGAAUGAAAAGCAAACCUCGGGGAUACUGUUUGAUCUUUAACAAUUAUGAUUUUAGCAUAGCAAGGAAGGAUGUGCCCAAACUUCACAGCAUGAAGGAUAGGAAUGGAACAAACUUGGAUGCAGAGGCUUUGAGAAAGACCUUUAGUGAGCUUCAUUUUGAGAUAGUGCAUUACAAAGACUACACUGCGAAGAAAAUCUGUGAGGUUCUGAAAUCCUACCAAAGCAUGGACCACAAUAACAAGGACUGCUUCAUCUGCUGCAUCCUCUCCCAUGGAGACAAAGGCAUCAUCUAUGGCUCCGAUGGGCAGGAAGCCCCCAUCUAUGAGCUGACCUCUUACUUCACUGGUUCAAAGUGCCCUUCCCUUCUUGGCAAACCCAAAAUCUUUUUUAUUCAGGCUUGUCAAGGGUAUAACUACCAGAGAGGUAUAGCUGUUGAAACUGACUCAGAACAGAAGGAAACCUAUUUAGAAAUGGAUUCAUCCCUUCAGAAGAGAUAUAUCCCAGAUGAGGCUGACUUUCUGCUGGGGAUGGCCACCGUGGACAACUGUGUUUCCUACCGAAGCCCCAUGGAGGGGACCUGGUAUAUCCAGUCACUUUGCCAGAGCCUGAGAGAAAGAUGUCCUAGGGGUGAAGAUAUUCUCACCAUCCUUACCAAGGUGAACUUUGAACUGGAAGUCAAGAGAAUGGGAAUCAGGACAAUAUAAUUUUCAUGCAAAUUCAAUCUAAAUCUCUGGCUUUGCAAUAGCUAGACAGUCAUAGCUGUAGGCAUGAUUUUAAUUGUAUCUUUAAUUUGAUGAGAAGGUUUAAAAAUGAACUUGUAGUAGAUACAAAAAGUAUAGUAAGUUUAAAAGAAAUGUCAAAGAUCACUGAGGGGGAUAUUUGUGAUCUGAUCUGGCUAAAAAAACCCCUCAUGUGUUGAGGUUGAGGGUAUAAUGCUCCCACAUCCAGCCUGAUUGCUGGUGGUGAGUGUGACAAACUAUCCCAGAAACAUGUGAGCUUCUUCUCCUGCGCCAUGAGCUGACUUUGCUUUUCAGUGGUGAAAGACACCACUGUUUAGACUUAGAUUUCAAAAACCUAAGCAUGAUUUUCCUUGUUUUUAUUACUCAUAAGUACAGUAUUCAGCUCACUUUUAAGAGGAAUGAUGUUAAUUGGAUAUUGGGCUUCCCUGGUGGCGCAGUGGUUGAGAAUCUGCCUGCCAAUGCAAGGGACACGGGUUCGAACCCUGGUCUGGGAAGAUCCCAAAUGCCGCGGAGCAACUAGGCCCGUGAGCCACAACUACUGAGCCUGCGCGUCUGGAGCUUGUGCUCCACAAUAAGAGAGGCCGCAACCAUGAGAGGCCCGCGCACCGCAAUGAAGAAUGGCCCCUGCUUGCUGCAACUAGAGAAAGCCCUUGCACAGAAACGAAGACCCAACACAGCCAAAAAUAAAGAAAGAAAGAAAGAAGAAAGAAAGAAAGAAAGAAAGAAGCUUUCAUUAAAAAAAAAUUAAUAAACAGAAACCUCUGUUAAAUAGAGUAGGGAAACCAGAAGUUUAUUUUGGAUCUGUUGCUUAUUAUUUUGUCCAUUCCCUCUGCUGAAGCAAUCACCAUGUUUUUUUGAUACCCUUACCUUAAAAUACAGCUCUUGGCUCAUGUGACUUUUCUAGCAAUAAAAUUUAUUAUUCUUUAUUCAAUAAAAUUUAUUCAAUAAAAUGUAUACUUAGCCCUGGGGCAGAGCUAGGCUUAAGUGUAUUUGGGGGACAGGGGAACCUGCCAGCAGAGCCCCAGUACUAAACAGGGGGAAGGACGGGUGUAGGUCUUACACAAAGUUCUUCUUCAGCAUCGUGGUGCUAGGGGUGGAUAGGGGGGCAACCCCCGGGCUCACAAGAUAAGUCUGGACUGAGCUACACUAUGAGCAGCUAAAUUCCGGUCUUCCAAAACUGCUCGUAGCAUCUUAGCAUAGACUCUGGCAACAUGGGAUGAGCGUAGUACGAGUAGCUGGGAGUCCGGGUGAUGACGUGGGCUAUGCUACACCAAGAUUCCAGGUAAAGACUCAGACAGGAGCAGCUCCACACCCCAUUUCCCAGCCUUGACUCCAGGGUCUUCAUGCUACCUCCUGGGAGUCCAGGGUGGGAAGGGCUUUAAGGAUGACCUUUCCCAGGGAGUAUCUGCAUUUAUAUGAGUGAUUUGUGAAUAUCAACUAAAUCUGAUCUGAAUUGUGUUGGGCUAGGAUGUGGAAUAGGUUUAUAGAGCCCCCAAUUCUACCUCAACUAGUCCUCUAGGUCAGGGAGCAGUUUCCAGAGAUUUCUCUCUCUUUUUUCCAUUUAUGAAGAAGCUCAGUGGAGGUAGGAAAGUGUCCUAUAGGGCACUAUGUAUGAUCCAGGCUCUGUGCUAAGUGUUGGAAAUAUUUAAAAAAUACACAGCAAUAUAUGACUGUA
Messenger RNA from Lagenorhynchus albirostris (white-beaked dolphin), 3257 nucleotides. RefSeq names its product caspase 8 (gene CASP8). Bases 146 to 1546 code for a protein of 466 amino acids. Gene Ontology annotation, molecular function: cysteine-type endopeptidase activity; protein binding. The record is from RefSeq and is a predicted model, not a curated record. The transcript is spliced from 11 exons. Lineage: Eukaryota; Metazoa; Chordata; Mammalia; Artiodactyla; Delphinidae. Gene Ontology annotation, biological process: negative regulation of extrinsic apoptotic signaling pathway via death domain receptors; apoptotic process; proteolysis.